This is a messenger RNA of Ornithodoros turicata, 909 nucleotides long. RefSeq lists its product as uncharacterized. NCBI's taxonomy places the organism in Eukaryota, Metazoa, Arthropoda, Arachnida, Ixodida, Argasidae. The transcript has a single exon. Bases 1 to 909 code for a protein of 302 amino acids. The record is from RefSeq and is a predicted model, not a curated record. Gene Ontology annotation, molecular function: zinc ion binding; nucleic acid binding.
AUGACGAAGGGUGUGAUCUCGGAGGACGAGCUGAUCGAAUGUACAGAGGCUGAGAUUCAAGAGGGUUUGAGUGAGCAAGGCGUAAUAUGCGCAAAACGAAUCAUGAUCAGAAGGGACGGCAAGGAAAUGGCCACCAAACACAUUAUUCUGUCCUUCAAACUGCACACGAUACCCACUAACAUAAAGGCAGGUUACCUGAGUUGUAAUGUCAGACCCUACGUGCCAAAUCCGAGGCGUUGUUUCAAAUGCCAGCGUUUUGGGCACAGCUCACUUGCAUGUCGCGGACAUCUGACAUGCCCAAAGUGCGCUGGCAAAGACCACACAGGAGAGUCUUGCAGUAAUGAAUACCGUUGUGCUAACUGCCAAGGUAACCAUCCAGUAUACUCAAGAUCAUGCCCGCGCUGGAAAGAUGAGAAAGAAGUAAUCAGAAUCAAAACAGAGCAGAAUAUUUCCUAUAAAGCGGCUAGAACGCAACACGAAUUUCAAAAGAAAGGCAGUUUCUCCGAAGUGGUGCGCAGGGGAGUGGCACCACAGAGGAAAUCCGUGGAGACUCAAACCUACUCGCAGGUUAUUGAGCCUCCACCCCACACUCCCCAACAGGAAGCUGGGGACACCCAGGUGUCUCCAGCUGCGACGGAGGUCAGCCGUCCAACUGGCCGAAAAGAAGCAGCCACGGCUCUUUCAAAAGCCAAUGGUCUGCAGUCGAUUUGGGAUGGAGGCGUGACAACCCCCACCCAAAAAAGCACUCAAAGCAUGGAGGUUGAUGAUGACGACAGAAUGUCGCAAAAGUCAUCAUCAAGCCUCCCUGAAAUGCAUCCAAGAGAAAAACGAGAAAAAGGCAGAGGAAGAGGAGUAAAGACAGGUGAACCACAGAAGCCACCCCCGCGAAGGGUCCAACCCCCUAAAUGA